Ipomoea nil (Japanese morning glory) is the source of this 672-nucleotide messenger RNA. Its product is annotated as dihydroneopterin aldolase 1-like. Bases 99 to 515 code for a protein of 138 amino acids. The record is from RefSeq and is a predicted model, not a curated record. Gene Ontology annotation, biological process: folic acid-containing compound metabolic process. The transcript has 3 exons. Gene Ontology annotation, molecular function: dihydroneopterin aldolase activity. Gene Ontology annotation, cellular component: cytoplasm. Lineage: Eukaryota; Viridiplantae; Streptophyta; Magnoliopsida; Solanales; Convolvulaceae.
ACCACUCAGUACCUCACCAAGUUAGCAGACAGCCAGUGGUGUUAAUGCCGGUGAUGCUCUUCCUGUUCCGAUCAUUUUCCGGCCGUCUUACUUAACCAAUGGCGACGUCUUCUACAGUGAUAGGUUGUGAUGAGAUGCCAAAAGGAGACAAACUUGUUCUAAGGGGUUUAAAAUUCCAUGGAUACCAUGGGGUGAAGCCUGAAGAAAGGACUCUGGGUCAAAAGUUUGUAGUGGAUGUGGAUGCCUGGAUGGACCUUCGAACUGCUGGUAAAUCUGACCUGUUAUCAGACACACUUAGUUACACUGAUAUUUACCGCAUAGUAAAAGAGGUUGUGGAGGGGUCACCACAUAAUCUUCUUGAAUCUGUGGCUGAACGCAUUUCAUCUACAACCCUGAGCAAAUACCCCCAGGUAAAUGCUGUGCGUGUUCAGGUCCAAAAGCCACACGUUGCAGUCCAAGGACCAGUCGACUACUUGGGCGUUGAGAUCAUUAGAUACCGAGGCAUUGAUAUAUAAAUCUGCCAAGCCUAAUAUUCUGCUGGUCGGUUCUUCACCGAAAUCUAUACAAUGUGUGUUUUUCUUGUAUUAUAAUUGAACUCUUCUUCAUAACAUAAUAUUGACGAAACUUUUAGUUUGAAUUGAUUGAUAAUGCUAAGUUUUCUCUUUGAUGCCA